AUGUCGCAUUCAAAGAAGCGUGAUAUCGUUCCAAGAACGAUCGUGUGCCGUGGGUGUGUGUCCAGGUGUAAGCCUGCUUGUGUCACAAAGUUCGAGUGGAUCGCGCGACGGCGAAAACCCUUAGUGAUUGCUCUGUCGGUGCGGCAUGAGGAGGAGAGGGCGAAGCCUCGAAUAUCGGGCUCGCGACACCACGGUCGCGGGUAUGUCCCGCGAGGUGGGGUGCGGGCAACAGCGACGGGCGAGGUUCUAUGGCUGGCGCGAUGCGCAGCUAAACUUGAGAACGUCGCCUAUGCGGAGACAGGGCGAUGA
This is a messenger RNA of Dichomitus squalens LYAD-421 SS1, 309 nucleotides long. RefSeq lists its product as uncharacterized. The record is from RefSeq and is a predicted model, not a curated record. The transcript is spliced from 2 exons. The coding region runs from base 1 to 309 and encodes 102 amino acids. Lineage: Eukaryota; Fungi; Basidiomycota; Agaricomycetes; Polyporales; Polyporaceae.